AUGGCGCGGCGUGGUGUUCGUGAUAGUGCUCGUGGUGGUGCUCGUAGUAGUUUUUGCAGAGAUAUAAACAACCCUCAGUCAACCAAUGAUUAUUUUCCAAUACAACAAACAAACAUGCAUGGUACACCAAGUCUGGGAUCUAAUUCUACUGAUCAAUCUGCUGAUUCAUCUCAAAGGGUUAAAGGAUCAAAUGUGUUGGAGCAAAUUCCUAUUGACCCGUCAUCUAGGAAGAUGAUUAGCCUCAAUGUUGCUGGACAAUUUACAAGUCCUGAAGCUAUCCGGGCAGUCACUUCUACAUUGAAGUCGAUGUUUAAUGGCCCAUGGAGCUCAUGGAGAAAUGUUGACUUGAUUAACCGUGAGGCACUUUGGCAGCACUUUAAGGAAUUAUAUCAAUGGGAAGCUAAGUACACUGAUCAAGUUAUUAAAGUUGCAUGGGAGAAUGUCAUGAAAAGGCGUUUUUCUGACACUUUAAAAAAUGCACGAGAUGAAUCUGUCAAACUUGCAAAGGCUAAAAGUGUCAAUGUAUCAUUAGAAGGUAAUUUAACCAUUCUAAAGCCGUUUCGCCCGGAAUGGAUAAGAUCAGAAUAUUGGGAAGAAAUUAUUGAUAAAGUUUGGAACACGGAAAAAUGGAAACAAAAGUCAAAUUCUGCAAAGGAAAAUAGAAACAAAAUGGAAUAUGGUUCAAUUUCCAAACACUGUUGCGGUUCUAUCCCGAUUUCACAUCAUAGAGAUAUAUUGGAAUUAAAGCUUAAACGCCCACCUACUCAACUUGAACUUUUUGAAAAAACACACCGAACUAAACAACCAAAAGAAGGCACUUCAAAUACCAAGUACAUUACACCUAAAGCCGGAAUAGUUGUGAAUGCAUAUAAGGACGUUAUGGUGGCUAGAUAUGGUGAUGACAGUGAUAGUCGUCCCCCUUAUGAUCAUGAACUAUGGAUUGAAGCUAGUGGAGGGAUCAAGAAAGGAAGAGUUCUUGGAUUUGGUUCUGUGUCUGAUCCAGAAAGGUUUUUGAUGCCUUCUUUAGCAGCUCCAAGUACAUCUUCAGACAACUUAGAGGUCAUCAUGGAUCGAAUCCGUGAAGAGAUGAAGGAAGAACUUAAGUCGGAACAUGAAGAAAUGAAGCAAGAGCUUUUGGCCGAACGUGCAAAAAUGGAGGCACAAAAACAAGAAAUUGCGAAGAUGUAUAACGAAAUACUAAAGCUCGCCCAAGGAAAUAGUACUAAUUAG
Lactuca virosa is the source of this 1230-nucleotide messenger RNA. Lineage: Eukaryota; Viridiplantae; Streptophyta; Magnoliopsida; Asterales; Asteraceae. The record is from the annotation of a GenBank genome assembly.